This is a messenger RNA of Panicum hallii, 979 nucleotides long. RefSeq lists its product as uncharacterized. NCBI's taxonomy places the organism in Eukaryota, Viridiplantae, Streptophyta, Magnoliopsida, Poales, Poaceae. Bases 98 to 820 code for a protein of 240 amino acids. The record is from RefSeq and is a predicted model, not a curated record. The transcript is spliced from 2 exons.
CAGCCUCUCAGCCUCUCUGUUCACCACCAAGCCGACACGAGCCCACAACAAAGAUAAGGCCUGCUGCCAACCCGCUGCAGCCCCCAGCUCGCGCGACAUGGCGCCCACCCGCUGGCCCCCGCCGCCGCUCCUCCUCCUCUUCCUGUUCGCCGCCGCCGCUGCCGCCACGGCGACGACAGAGGAUGCAUCCGGCCCGCCUCCAUCACCGACGCCGUGGCCGGAGCGGUUCCACGCGGUGAUGUUCACCAACCUGACCAACUACUCGGUGGCCUCCACGGGCCCGCCGCUCCGCAUCACGGACCUCUACUACGACUGGCCGCGGCGGCGCAACCUGAACCUGGUCCGCCACCAGCUCUCCGCCGACCCGCUCUACGACGUGGAGUGGAACAACGGCACCAGCUUCUACUUCAACUCCUCCACCUGCCGCGUCGAGCGGUUCCCCGUCGGCGUGCUCCCGCCCUGGUGGCUCUCCGGGGGCGGCGCCGAGUACAUGGGGCGCGGCGUCACCGGCGGGAUCGAGUGCCACGUCUGGGGCAAGGCCGGGUUCAUCGUCUACUACGAGGAGGCCAGCACGGGGCGGCCCGUCCGCUGGAACUUCAUCGACGUGACGGGGAUCGAACAGUUCGUGAUGAGCUUUGAGCCCGGCGUGGUGCUGGAGGACGCGCAGUGGCAGGCGCCCGCGCAUUGCUUCCCGGACGACAGCGAAGAACAAGGGAAGGGCAAUGGCCAUGUCGCAAGCAGCAGCGAUGAGGUCUGGGAUGGUCUUGCGGUGGCGAGCAGGCUACUCAGGAAGCUUGCAGGAACUGCAGCAACGUCUUGAUUGUGUUAUACUACGCGACAUCUAUGCAACUAUCUAAUGCUGUUUGUUCCUGUCAAAAACAUUAGAUAUAUGCUCCGAGAUGCAUGUGUUGUGUGUAAUCUGUGCAAGAAGGAAUAAAUUAAUGAGAGGCACAUCUAGUAUUAGAAAGAUUUAUAAAGA